Molecule: messenger RNA, 357 nt
Organism: Ostreococcus lucimarinus CCE9901
Lineage: Eukaryota; Viridiplantae; Chlorophyta; Mamiellophyceae; Mamiellales; Bathycoccaceae
Exons: 1
Biological process (GO): phospholipid biosynthetic process
Cellular component (GO): membrane
Molecular function (GO): phosphotransferase activity, for other substituted phosphate groups
Source: RefSeq, a predicted model, not a curated record
UACAAGUAUACAUCACCGCCGUCGACGUCGUUUGAGAAGCUGUUUUUGGAGCGAUGGUGGACGUACGUCGUCGAACGGUGGUGUCCGCUGUGGGUGGCGCCGAACGCGUUGACGUUCGGCGGAUUAAUGUUGGUGAUGGUGACGUACGCGUUGUAUUGGACGCACACGCCAGUGCUGGCGCACACCGCGCCGUCGUGGAUGUACGCGGUGAGCGCUGUUUUAAUGUUUGCGUAUCAGACGGCGGACGGCAUCGACGGUAAGCAAGCGAGACGAACGAAGAGCGGGUCGCCGUUGGGAGAAGUCGUCGAUCACGGAUGCGAUGCGAUUUGCACGUGCGUGUACGGGAUUAUUUUCGUU